This is a messenger RNA of Equus quagga, 11524 nucleotides long. It is a transcript of the gene SLC11A2, whose product is annotated as solute carrier family 11 member 2. Gene Ontology annotation, biological process: metal ion transport. Gene Ontology annotation, molecular function: iron ion transmembrane transporter activity; cadmium ion transmembrane transporter activity; manganese ion transmembrane transporter activity. The record is from RefSeq and is a predicted model, not a curated record. The transcript is spliced from 17 exons. Lineage: Eukaryota; Metazoa; Chordata; Mammalia; Perissodactyla; Equidae. Gene Ontology annotation, cellular component: plasma membrane. The coding region runs from base 386 to 2251 and encodes 621 amino acids.
GAGGGUGGCUCGGGGGCGGGCCUGGGAGCAGGUUCCGGGGCCAGUGUGGGGCACGGAGGGCCGUGCGGGGCUGCGAGGGGCGGUGCGGACAGGGAAGGCCUCAGGCGCGGGGUCCAGAUGGAGCCGCAUUGUUCGAAGGAAGCCCGAGAGUCAGGCUCCGGGGGUGGCGGCGAAGGCCAGAGGUCGCAGGGACCUGGCCCCUUCCCUGCCGCGGCCUCGGAGAAAUGGCUGAACCCCCUGCUGGACCCGCGGCGGAGGCCGAUGGGCAAGUGGCAAGUUCCCCGCUGCCGCCUUCGUACCUGCCGAGCGCCUGGCCCCGUCCGGCCCCUGGGCCUCCCGCUGCCUCACUUCAGCGGAAAAACGCCUUUUAGGGCAGCCGACGUCCAUGGGGCGCCUUCUGGUGAAGGGCCGGGCGGGCGGCCGAGUGCUUGCGUGUGGGUUGGUUUUAGGGUUUUUUGUGCAGCUGGCCGGCCCGGGGCACGUCGGUCGGGCCGUUAUGGCACACGAAUCCUAUUCUAAGAACUCCGGCACUCAGGUAUCCACCAUGGUGUUGGGUCCUGAACAGAAGAUGCCAGAUGAUGAUGCUUCUGGAGACCAUGGGGACUCUGCCAGUCUUGGUGCCAUCAACUCUGCCUAUAGUAACUCCUCUCUUCCUCAGUCUACUGGGCACUCAGAGGAACCCUUCACCACCUACUUUGAUGAGAAAAUCGCCAUUCCUGAGGAGGAGUACUCUUGUUUUAGCUUUCGUAAACUCUGGGCUUUCACGGGACCAGGCUUUCUUAUGAGCAUUGCCUACCUGGAUCCAGGAAACAUCGAAUCCGAUUUGCAGUCUGGAGCAGUGGCUGGAUUUAAGUUGCUCUGGAUUCUUCUGUUGGCCACCAUUGUGGGGCUUCUGCUCCAGCGCCUUGCAGCUAGACUGGGAGUGGUUACUGGCCUGCAUCUUGCUGAAGUGUGUCAUCGUCAGUAUCCCAGGGUCCCACGAAUUAUCCUGUGGCUGAUGGUGGAGUUGGCUAUCAUUGGCUCAGAUAUGCAAGAAGUUAUUGGCUCAGCCAUUGCCAUCAAUCUCUUGUCUAUGGGAAGGGUUCCUCUCUGGGGUGGAGUUCUCAUCACCAUUGCAGAUACCUUUGUAUUUCUCUUUUUGGACAAAUAUGGCUUGCGGAAGCUAGAAGCAUUUUUUGGCUUUCUUAUCACUGUUAUGGCCCUCACAUUUGGAUAUGAGUAUAUUACAGUGAGACCCAGCCAGAGCCAGGUACUCAAGGGCAUGUUUGUGCCGGGCUGUUCAGGCUGUCGCACCCCACAGAUUGAGCAGGCUGUGGGCAUCGUGGGAGCUGUCAUCAUGCCACACAACAUGUACUUGCAUUCUGCCUUAGUCAAGUCCAGACAGAUAAACCGAGCCAAUAAGCGGGAAAUUCGAGAAGCCAAUAAGUACUUUUUCAUUGAAUCCUGUAUUGCUCUCUUUGUUUCCUUCAUCAUCAACGUCUUUGUUGUCUCAGUCUUUGCUGAAGCAUUUUUUGAGAAAACCAAUGAGCAAGUGGUUGAAGUGUGUAGAAACAGCAGCAGUCCCCAUACUCACCUUUUUCCUAACGAUAACACAACACUGGCUGUGGACAUCUACAAAGGGGGUGUUGUGCUGGGAUGUUAUUUUGGGCCUGCCACACUCUACAUCUGGGCAGUGGGCAUCUUGGCUGCAGGACAGAGCUCCACCAUGACAGGAACCUAUUCUGGCCAGUUUGUCAUGGAGGGAUUCCUGAACCUAAAAUGGUCACGUUUUGCCCGAGUGAUUCUGACCCGCUCUAUUGCCAUCAUCCCUACUCUGCUUGUUGCCAUCUUCCAAGAUGUAGAGCAUCUAACAGGGAUGAAUGACUUCCUGAAUGUUCUGCAGAGCUUACAGCUUCCCUUUGCUCUCAUACCCAUUCUCACGCUUACAAGCUUGCGGCCAGUAAUGAAUGACUUUGCUAAUGGAAUAGGCUGGAGGAUUGCAGGCGGGAUCUUGGUCCUUAUUGUCUGUUCCAUCAACAUGUACUUUGUCGUGGUUUAUGUCCAGGAACUAGGCCAUGUGGCAUUGUAUGUGGUGGCGGCUGUUAUCAGUGUGGCUUAUCUGAGCUUUGUGUUUUACUUGAGUUGGCAAUGUAUGAUUGCACUGGGCAUGUCCUUCCUGGACUGUGGGCACACGUACCAUCUGGGAUUGACAGCUCAGCCUGAACUCUACCUUCUGAACACCGUGGAUGCUGACUCACUUGUGUCUAGAUGAGUGACAGCCUGAGAGACUGUAUAAGAACCACUUUGUCUUAGUCCUUUUGUGCCAAGUGUCCUGUUAACAUAUCUCUGUUUGUUCAGAGGUGAGUUUUGUUCAAAUGUUUUGAACAAAAGCCAAGAUUUCCUCAUGGGAAGAGUCUUAAAAGCUGACAGCUCUAAGUGUAGGUCAGAGACCCACCCACCUCACAACAGUCCUACAACAGCCAGAGUUAAAUGUUUGGCCUGUGAUGGCCACACACCCCCAUGGGCUUGUGUCUUGACUUCUGGAAUUUAUAAAAUAUAUAUGUAUAUAUAUUUAUAUAAACCUGAACAUAUCAGUUUGGGUAGAGUUUUAAGGUUAUAUAAAUUUGAUAGAUCUUUUGUAUUUUUAAAAAACAUUUUAGAUAAAUCAGAUAUUAGUUUUGUCUAGAUCACAAGUGAGAAAAGAAAGGGAGUCGUGCUCUUUUUCAGAAUGAACUGGUCAAACUGACUUACCUUUUAAAGUGAUGGUUGAUUAUGGCCAGUUAAAUUUCACUUCGAUUUUGAAUGACCAGACUCUUAGUAACUACUGAUACUAGCAGAUCUUUCUAAAGAAAACAUUUCUUCUAUUCGGCAAUUAUAUUUAAUCUUGGUUAUCGGUGUGCUUUGUAAUUAUUCUCUUUGUUGUUGCUUUUCUUGAAUUUUUCAGAGAUAUGAUGGCAUUUUCCAAAGAGCUUAAUAAUACCUAGUAACAAGAUCCAGAAAAUAUACUUUAGCCAAUGAUCAGUUUUCCAUGCUGCAUUGUAACUCAGCCCAUUCUAGCAUUCAAAUUUUAGGUAUAAAAAGAAGAAACUUCCAGGAUUUAACUUUGUAAGUCCCAACAGAAGAUAAUGGAGGUAUUAGUUUUCUUCCUAAUGUUCGUAUAGUCCUAUCAUGUCUUUUCUUCUCACUUUUCCCAUUAACACCCCAAACACCAUUUCUAGGUCCAAAGUCUGUUUCCAGGAGUGGCUAAUAUUUCUAAUGUUGACUUAGAGGGAAUGCUAAGCAUUUUAUUUUAAGAUACUUAUGCCAAGUAGCAUGAGAUUAGAACCAGACUGUGACUUGGAAGAUUAGUCCAUAUGUCACAAACUUCCUGCCUACAUAUGGGUUAUAGAUUUUUUUUUUGACCCCUCUGUGUAGCCAGGAUUUUUUUCUUUAAAAUUUUUAUAAUAAAAAACAAUAUUUAAAAAUGGAAAGUUUUUGCAUAAUUAUCUGAUCAAAAAGUCAGAAGAUUUUCAACACUGGACUCACAUUCCUGCAUAAAAGUGCAGUUGACUGGAAUUGAAUGGCAGCUAUCCAUUUGUAAUAGAAUAUACUCCAGGGUGGCAUACACCCCACUUCACUCAUUUCCUUCCAUUCCCAAAGGCAGUGAGUUUGCAAACCCUGUAGCCUUUGUAUAACUUUGAGCAUCAUUUUCCUCUUUCAGCAUAAAAGUUAAAUAUCUGACCUCUGCCUUAUUUUAAAACUUAGUACCUUUCAAUAAGACUUUAAAAAAAAAAAACAGACAUUGCUUAUUUUCAUUUUUAAUGACUUGGCCCUCUAAGUGGCAGGGAUUGUUCUAAGAUGAUACUUUAAAAUUCUCUCAUUUCUACUUCAGGGGCCUUUGAAACUUCUGAUAAGAGCAGCAGCCUCGCAGCAACCCAGGUUACAAGUCCUUCUGAUCUUAAAAUGAAACUGAAUUAACAUCACUUAUCAGCUGUCACUUGAAAAAGAGCCUUUUAAAAUGAGUUUCAGUGUUUUGAUUUUUUUAUACACAGACAGCAACUCUAGAUGAAUCAAUUUGUUGGAUUUUCCUCCUUCCCUGGGCAAUUUAAUUUCUCAGUAGUUUCAUUACCAGAAAAUGUUUGGGGAAAGAAAAAAAAGGCAAAAAAUAUCCUGUUUUGCAACUCAUAAAAAGGUGAGGUAGAUGGUUAUACAGAGAUUAAGUACCUUGGGGAUUUCUGUAGCUCUUCUCCCUUCUUCAACUGUAUGUUACUAGGAACAGACUAGAGUUUACAAAGAUUUAUAUAUAAGUAUACCUCUCAGGUUAUACAACUCCUGUAAUCAGAAAAUUUGAUAAUAAAGCAAAGUGAAUCAUGCUAAAACCAGUAGAGGAGAUUGAUGUCUAAAGACUGAGUCUUGGGUAAAUUUUUUUUGCUAAGUUUAGUGAACAUUUAAUCAUUUUCUAAUUUAUGAUUUACAAAUCUGGAUUUCUAUAUUAUGUGCUAAUAUAGAUAUUAAUAUAUUCACUCUUAAGAUUAACCUAGAGGCAUACACUCACUCAGUUCCUGGGGUUUAACAGUGUGGAGACAAUUUGUAAAAGGAUGCUCUGACAAUGUAGACCCAGAAUGUCACAAAAGUGCAAUUAAAUAAUUGUUGCUGAGCAGCGGCUGCUACAUAACUGUGUGUAGGCCUAAUAUAAAAGGGAGUCAGGGCAUCUCCGGGCAUGUGAAAUAGUUUAAUUGGUAAGUGAGGUAUCAGGGGUUACAGUAGCCAAUGAAAACAGCCUUCUCAAUUUUAAACAUUAUGAUACUAAGCCACCAAAGCUUUGCUCCAGAAGUACUGUGCAAAUUCAGGUACUGUAUAUUAUCUAUUUAAAGGGUCUUCCUGCAAUGUGACCCUCCCUCUUCACCCAAGCUAAUAUGGGUAAAUGAGCAUCCUGCAUACUUUUUAACUUUUCCCCAUGUAUGAUUUUACAUUUUAAUUUAAACACAAUUUGUGAGUUCUCAUGCAUAGCUACUUUUAAUAUAUAAAUACUUUGCAUUGCUUUUUAUAAGCAUUAAGUGUAUUACUUUAGCUCUCUCAGAGUAAGGUUAGAAAAUUCUGGAACCUACUGGGUUUUGUGAGAAAAGCCCAUUUCUAAUUAAAUACUUCGGUUCCUCUAUUUUUAAUGCUGAGUAUAUAUUGAGAGAGUGGAAUCAUUCCAGUAGCCUAAUUAGAAAUAUCUUUUCAUUGUGUAAUCAAUGUGAAGAAUGACAUUUCUAUGCCAGCUCUCCUCAAUUUUCCUGACCUUCAUGGAACAUAUUAGAUCCAGCUGCUGGAAUAUUUACUCUAGUGGAAUAAAGUAGUUGGACUCUUCCGAUGCCUAUUUUCCAAAGAGGACAGUGUUGACCAAAAUAUGUGUACCUGUUGUUGCCACUAGAAGAGCUUCAUGAUAGGUACAAAUGACAACUUUUAAAAUAAUUACCUGUGCCAAAGGAGAAGAGUGUAUACAUACAACAGGGGAUUAAUAUCUCUAAUGCAGAUGUAUUUUCAGAUAUUCCUACAAUUUUCCCUUCCCCAAACACUGGAUUUCAUCUUCCUGUCAGAGUAACCCUCCACUACAGGAAACAUCAAGGAAAAGGAAACCACCACCACAGAUCGUCUUACAGUGCAUUCUUUAUUUUAUUUCAGCGAAUACUUUUUUUUUUAGUUUUCUUUCCCAGGCUUUGAGUCUUAGGGAGAAAAUCUCAGUUAUGACCGCUAUAACUUCAACAAAGUCUAGUUAAUUUUUUAGAAUGCUAGGGCAGUUACAGGGGUGUUUGAGGUCACAGGUAUACUUAACAUUUCAUGUCUAUUUUGGUUUCUUGUGUCUUCUGCAGUGUCAUACCAGAUUAGCAGUAGCACAUCGGGACUAAAUCUUUUCACCCCCACAAUACUGCCAUCUGGGGGAAAAGGGAUUUUUUAGCAAUUUACCUUUGUACUCCUAGAAAUACUUCCAAGAAGUAUAAAAAUAUGUAGAUAUUUAAAUCUUAGACAUUUAUGUUUGUGGUAAAAUAGUCAAGUUUCUAUAUAAGAGUAAGGUAGGUACACAGUGGUGAAACAAAUUUAAAUAAUAACAUGACCAUUCUCCUCUGAUGUAAUUCUUGGUCAUUCAAAAAGGGAGUUUAUAAAGCCUUAAUUACCUUGCCCUAUUUGGGGAGAAUUAAGCGAUGAGCAGUGUGUCACAUUUAAUGUGGAUAUAGAACAUUUUUUCUGUAGCCAUUAUAUAACUCACUCCUAAAUUUCAAAUUGGUUUGGCAUAAUAUAAAUUAUUUUCUGCCACUAACUAGAAAAUAAAAAUUUUGAAAGUUAGAAAAUCAUGUCCUAGGUUCUGAAAGACAUCAGCAAGGAUAUUUUUGAGUUGACUAUGAUUGUUGAUUUGGAAAUCAACUUCUUAAACAAUUGAGACUUACUAUACAAUACUAUGAGAAUUCUGUCUGAUACUUCUGCAGUUUAAUUUGCUACGUAUUGAAAAUUCUUCAUAAUAAAUGGUUUUCAGAAGUCUUCUUAUCUCUCUUCUAUGUAACUUCAUUUUUUGGACACAUUGAAGAAUCGAGGUCUAAUGUAAUCCUUAUACAUAGAAUAGAGAACACCUAGGAACAAAAAGAUGUGUAUCAACAGAGUAUCCAUGGGAAACAGACACUGAAUUUCUUCCAUUUGUAUUCUUCCAAAACUGGCCCACAGUUUAAAAACAAAUGCCUUCCAACUCACUAAUUUUUGGUUUGGAUCAUACAAAUGGCUCCAGAAAAUAAACCGAACAAAACAAAACUAAGAGGCCUUUAAGAUCAAUCUAAAUCUGAAUUUAUGAUGUUACUAUGCCACCCUAAAGUUUGAAUUUUAAAAUAUUGGUGAAAAAGUUAGGAAAGUGGGAAGAUUAUGCUAGAUACUAAGAUAAAAAUAAUAGGCAUCUCAACUUAGCAAACAUCUAUUCAGUGUCUACUUGUGCUCAGUAUCCUGAGGAAAACAAAGGUGAGUGGAUCUAAUCCCUGCUUCUAGGGAUUUACAGUCUAGUGGGUAAAUUAGCUGUGAGUUUCAGCAGAUGAGAUAGAUGUAUAUCUUCCACAAGGAUGAGGUCCCAGGGCUAUGCAGAAAGGGGGAAGUAGCUGGGGAAAUAGCCUGAGGAAUAGAGGAGCCACUUCACUGAAUUCUAGAGAUGUCAGCAAAUGUUCAUACUCAAAGCAAGUUAAGGAGUCACAGAUUUAAACCACAACUCACCCCACUUCCUGGUCCAUAUCAAUUAUCAAGCCAUCAGCUAUACAGUAGAUUGUCUAAACUAAAUCCUUCAUUUUCCUUCUGCUUUCUUUCUGACACUGCUUGUUAAUAUCUUUAAAGAGUGCACAGAGGAUAAAGGAUCAGUAAGUUAGUUCUCUUCUCAACAUGAUAGCAAAGUGAGGCAGAUGUUUGCAUAAUUUUCUAAUGAAAUAGUACUAUAAUAUCAUAGAUGUAUAAAAUUCAAGCCAAAAAAUUUUUAAACUUGAAUCAUUGUGGGUGUCUAUGGAAAUAACAUUCUUAGAUUUAGAGAGAAUUAUAGGACUCAUUUGCCUGUGCUUAUUAGACACAGAUAAUUCUUAACUCUUGUCUGCCUUUUAAAUGUUGGUGUUCUCUGGAGUUCUGAUCCCAACUCUUUUCUCACCUUAUUCAUACCUGUUCCUUCACUGGUAAACUAAGUCAGAUUUCUAAGUUAGAUCUCUCUUCUGAGUGUCAGACUCAUACAUUCAUUAUACUAUAUGUGACAUUUUCACAUCUCAUAGAUAGGUGGUCUCCAAACUUUUAAAUUGUGCAUGAGCAAAUAUGUUGAGCAUGUCCUCAAAAUGUGCAUUUUUUUAUAAACAAUAUAAAUGUAGUAUGGUCAGUCUGUUUAUUAGUAAAGCUUUUUUGUUUUUAAGAUAAAAAUGUUUGCUUCCCACAUCCCCAUGGAUCUCCUUAAUAUAUCUCCUGGGGUAUGAGUACUCUAAUUGGGAGACAUCUGCCAUAGGCAUCUCAGUCAGUAUAAUAUAAAAUUAAGAGUUCACGCUCUGGAGUGGAUUGCCCAGGUGAUUGAGAACAAGUAACUUUUCCUUUCUAAGCUGCAGUUUCCUUCUCUGUAAAAUGAGAUAAUAACAGUACCUACCUCACAGAGUAAAACAUUGUUUAAUAAAGACUUUAUCUGGUCUUUGACCAGAGUUCCAGGCAUAGAGCUUCUAAUGGAAGUUCCAAGCAUUUGGAACUUUGUUAUUCAUGAGUCCCUUAGAUCAUACCUGAAUUUAUGCUAACAAGGUGACUCAUCGUGGGCUCCUAGGUAGCUUCAGGAUGUGGCUGGUCAUGCCAGAAAGACCAACCAUGUGAUUAGAGGGUUCUAAACCCCCAGGGAAGGGAGUAGGACCAGAGAUUGAGUUUAGUCACAUGGCCAAUAAUUCAAUCAAUCAUGCCUACAUAAUGAAGCCCUAAUAAAAACCCUGGACACUGAAGCUCAGUGGAGUUUCUUGGUUGGUAAACACAUUGAUGAGUUGGGGGGGUGACAUGCCCUGAUUCCACAGAGAGAAACUUGUAGACACAGGCAUAGAAGCUUUAAGUUUUGGACCCUCCAGACCCUAUGUGUCUCUUUAUUUGGCUGGUCCUGGUUUGUAUACUUUAUAAUAAAACUAUAAUUGUAGGUAUAGUACUUUCCUGAGUUCUGUAAGUUGUUCUAGUGAAAUGUCAAACUUGAGGGAGUCUUGAGAACCCCUGAAUUUGUAGCCAGUUGGUCAGAAGUGUGGGUGGCCUGGGGACCCCCAAAAGCUGAUGUCUUAAGUAAGGGCAGUCUUUACGGGAACCAUGUCCUUAAAUCUGUGGCAUCUGAUGUGAGCUCCAGGUGGUUAGCAUCAGUAUUGAAUUAUAUUGCAGUACACCAGAUGGUGUCAGAAUAGGUAUCUAUUAAGAUUAAAUGAGAUAAUGGUAUAUGUGUAGUUUGCACAUAGUAAGCACUCAUUAAGUGUUAGUUAUUAUUGUUUUGUCCAGUAUGCACUCACCCUCCCACUAACCCUGUUCUUCUAGGUUCUUUAUAUUUGUGAAAGGCAAAGCUUUCAUCUGGUUGCCCAAACCAACAAUCUAGGAAUCAUCCCUGAUUCCUCCUUCCUAACUUUUUCCAAUCACUUAGACGCCAAGUCCUCAAUACUUCUAGAAUUAAUCUCCUCCUAUUUCCAUUGCCACUGCCUUAAUUCAGAUCCAAUUAUCAUCUAAUUGUCUUUUUUGUCUUUAUUUUUUCCCCUCCUUUGCAAAUCAUCUCAAGUCAUUUUUUUCUCCUUACGUUUUUUUCAUGAUGAAAUAUAAUAUGCAUGGAAAAUAGUAGAUAAAACUUAAAUGACCAGAUUAACAAAUAGUUGUAGAGUGAACACCUGUAAUUAUGGACAGAAAUAGAAUAUUGCAGGCAACCUAGAAGCCUCUCAGCUUUCCCUUUCUGAUCAUAUUCCCCUCUCUUUUCCAUAGGUAACCACUGUUCUGAGUUUUAUGAUAAUAGUUUUCUUCCUUGUCUUUAUGGUGUGACUCUUGGUUCAGUAUUCCUAAAGAAACAGUUUCAUAUUGCCUGUUUCUGAUCUUUGUAUAAAAAACGGAUCUUUCUAAACUGCCAUUCUGACUAUGUUACUCCCCUGUUUAAACCCUUCACUGGCUCACUUCUUGUUAUUCCUCUGCUUGCAACCAUAUAAAUCUAUCGGGGAUUUGUUUUAUAUCAACUUAGCUGAGUGUAACUGUGUUUUCCAGAAUUCCCUUCACUGCAUAUUUCUGGGUUAGCUUGGCUCACAAGAGACAUUUUGCUUAGAUUUGAAAGUGAAAGUUGAAGCAGCAGCUGCCACAUUCCUUUUACACUUGGAAGGCUUGGUUUGGGAUACCAGCUUGUGCAUAUUCCUGUUUACUGCUAGCUCCUCUCAUUGUUCUUGGCCAGCAGUCAGGCCCAUAAACCCUUCAGCUCCUUCUGGAUCGCCGCCUCUAGCUUCUUUGGCUUCUAGGCCAGAUGUGGAUUGGCUCCAUGAUAGACGGUGCCAGCUUCUCCUACAGCUCACCCUAUGAUCAGAGUUGGAGUCAGUAAGAGACUGACUCAAAUAUGCAUCUGUCCUUGUGGGUUCCAGCUCAUCCUUGCAUAUUCCAGUUUAUUUUUCCUUCCCAAUUGCUGCCUUGCUAAUAACUUCAGGUCCCAGCAUUAGAAACACAAGCAACAGCCUAACAUGGACUGUUUAACCAGCUCCCAAAAUUGCUUAGGAUCAUAUGUCUAUAAUAAAUCCCUUUUUAUCUAUCACUACUAGUAGUUUUGCUUCUCUGUGUGAACCCUGAUUGAUACAGAAUUUGGUAUCAGAAGCUUCCGGAGGAACAUAACCGUGAAGAUAGGUUCUCUGGUCUGAGUUAUCUGGAAUUGGUUCUUUGAUCUCAUUAGAUUUAAAGGUAUUGAUGACCAUUUUUUUCAGUGCUAAAGAGGAUGCUAGCAGUCCAUGGCGUGCAGUAGCAAAACUUUUUAAAAAAUUAUUUCCUACAGAUACCCUUAAUCAAGUGUCUAUAGAAAGCAAGGCUUUGGGUGAUCAAGCACUUGCUGCUAUAGAACAUUUAGUGGAAAUAAAGACUAUAAUAAGGUUGGUUACUUCUAAGUGUGCUGGAGAACUUGGGAAAACAAUGGUGGGCUCAGGGCUUUUAAUUCCUAGCUUCAAGGUCCUGUGAGGGACCUGAAAGUUUUAUGACUUUCCAGAAAGAAACUCUUAAAUCCUGCAGCCAUGAGGCUGAUAUUUUUGAAAUCCAUACACAGGGUCUAAUCCUGUGAGUGGCUAAUCACAACCCAGAUUAAAUUCCCAACCUCACAAAGUCUCUUAUGUUAAAGUUAGGGUAUUGCUUUGGGAAAGAGUGGGACUCUGAAAGUUGGGAUAGGGACAAAUGGGCAGAUUUCAGUGAAACUGCAUCCUCAAACCCCUAUAUUUUACUGAGACUCCUUUGCCAGUAGAAACAGCCCUUCCAUCCCUGUCUGAAAAUGACUGAAUCUCGGACCAAUAGGUAAUCUCCACUAAAUGAAGGUGAAACGCCAGAACUUCCUUGGUGUACUUCCAGGGUAGAACAGUGAUUCUCUCCUGGCAGCGAUUCUUCUUUACUGGGGCAGUUUUGUUCCCCAGGGAAAUCUAGCAAUGUCUGGAGACAUUUUUGGUUGUCACACUGGGAGUGGGUGGGUGCUAUUGGCAUCUAGUGAGUAGAGGCCAGGGAUGCUGCUAAACAUCUUGUAAUACACAGGACAGCCCUCCACAAAAAAAAAUAACCCAGUCCAAAAUGUCAGUCGUGCUGAGAUUGAGAAACCCUGCCAUCGAGGAAGGUAUCCAAAGGCUUAGGGAGAUUGGAAUGUUAGAGUGGCUUUAUCCUUCUCACUCACCCCCUAAAUAUAUCUACUCCCUUCACCAACACUGUGAGAAAUACAUCUGUGAAGGGAACCCUGGCAUCCUUGAAGAGUUCUAUGGUAACUAUUUUUUUUUUAAAGAUUUUAUUUUUUCCUUUUUCUCCCCAAAGCCCCCCAGUACAUAGUUGUAUAUUCUUCGUUGUGGGUCCUUCUAGUUGUGGUAUAUGGGAC